AAUGAAUUAUACAUAGAAAAACUGGGAUUAUUUUACUGGCUGCUUUAAUCUCUGCUCCCCCCCCCCCUUCCAAAAAAAAAAGGUCGGCGCUUGUCCCACGCUCGUGUCGCAUUCACGGAAAAGCCGAGCAGCUUAGCGCUACAAUCAAUGAACCCUCAGUCCACCAGAACCUGCUUGCGGACCAGCGCUUCGGAGUUGUGCUGAAGACUGCAUUCUCCGGAUCCUGCCCGAGAGUUACGCCGGGUGCUCCGUUACUUGCCUUCAGCAGGUGGACUGAUCUUCAGACUUGUGAAGGCCCUGUCACUUCCUGACUCCACUGAAGACUUCACUACCCAGCAUGCCUCACUCCCUCCAGCAGAAGAAAGUGUCUGGAACAGAUUCAUUGGAUUUACAUGAUUUCCUACUGGAAAAAUUGCCUCAGGUUUCCUAUGCUUUGGUUUUCGUCAGUUCCACCGUAUGUUUGAUAUAUUUGGAGAUACGUGCUAUUAAGUGGACAUCACAUAGUGCAUGUAUGGAUUUGUGCAUCUACACGUUUUUUUUUUUUAAAAAAACAAUUCUUAACCGCAAACAGGGAAAUGUAGUACUUAAAUCUAGUAUUUAAUUUUUAUUAUUCAUUUUUAUUUAGUAUUUGAUGCAGUAUUCUCCAUACUUUCAUUUAUUUGUGGCAGUUUAAUGACAACCAAUUCAAAUAUUGAAAUAUACAUUUUAAAAUUUUACCCUCUCAUGCUGCACAAAAAAAUGCAUAAAUAAAAAUUGCGACCUAACUUCCCCCCGUGAACCUCGCCAACCAGGGCGAGUUGACUCCGCUGCUCUGGUUCCACCCUCUGAAAGCCAGCUAUGAUUCACCGGCUUGCAGGAGAAACGAUGGCAUGAUUUUUUUGGGCAGAAUGUACUCCAUAAAGUCACCAAAAUAUUACAACAGCUCCAUACUGCAAACUACAAGCAUAAUAAUAAACAACAAUAUAAAAUUGAGCAUUAUUAUCAUUGUAAAGGCAAAAUUUCCAUUAGAUUGUGCAAGUGUGCCCGAAAAAGCUCAUCAUAAGCUCAAUAAAUCACAAUUUGUAUGACUUUUAGAGGAGAAAUGUAACAUAUCCACAAGCAAAUAAGUAUUUGGGAAUUGAAACUAACAUGUUGUCCUGUUUGUGGCUCCUCAGCCCAGCAAAUGUUGCUGCUGUGCCAGGGAGCCGACGGGACGAGAAAGGAGGGGGAAUCCCUGCUUUGGAAUCACCACAAGCAAAGUUUCCACAAAGUCUGCAAGAUGUCUUGCGCAGCAGACAGCUGCAUACAGUUCACACGCCACGCCAGCGACGUUCUGCUCAACCUGAACCGCUUGCGUAGUCGGGAUAUUCUCACCGAUGUCACCAUCCUGGUCAACAGGCAGCAGUUCCGUGCUCACAAGACGGUUCUCAUGGCUUGCAGUGGGCUGUUUUACACCAUCUUCACCGACUCCCACAAGUGCAACCUUAACGCGAUCAGCCUGGACCCGAAGGUGGACCCGGAGGGCUUCGCCAUCCUGCUGGAGUUCAUGUACACGUCCCGUCUGACGCUCAAGGAGAGUCUGAUCAUGGCCAUUAUGAACACUGCCAUCUACCUGCAGAUGGACCAUGUGGUGGACACCUGUCAUAGAUUCAUCAAAUCCAGUGAUCCGACUGCCAAGCUUCCCAGAGAUGAGUUCCUGGUCAGUCCUCUAGUUUUGUCUCAGGACAUCCACGCGUAUCGCCCUCAUGAUGUGGUUGAUACUUUGCACAGCCGCAUGGCUCCGUUCAGGGAUGCGCGACCUUAUAGCGCCACAGUGCUCAACGGAGUCAGCACGCCCAGCAACUACCAUCUCUAUGGGCAGUUCCCCAUGCCAGGAUUCCCUUUCCCUCUCUGUAAGCUGACGGAUGCCAAAAACACAUUUGCCGACCUCUCACGGAACGGGAUUCACCACAAGCACCCUCUCGACGGCGCCGCCGUCAGCAGGGCUGAGUACGCCAGAGCGGUCGGCUCCUCCACGUCCUCCGGCAUUCUUCAUGCCGCCAACUUCGCUCCCAGGGAGGUGGGGCGAGAUGAAGAUGUGAGGAAGGAAAGCCACGAGGGGAUCAAUCUUCCUGUUGGCCUCAGUGCGAGGAAGCGUGUCUUCCCCGUGUUGACCCUGGAGCACCACAAAGACAAAGACCACACUCCGCCGGCUGAGGGGGAGCUGAUCCAUCACCACUACCCACUGGGAAUCUCCGCUGCCGGACGCAAGAGCCUCAUGAGCAGCCCGCAAAGCCCACUCAAAUCGGACUGCCAGCCCAAUUCCCCGACAGAGUCCAGCAGCAGCAAGAAUGCCGGCCUCUCGCAGGCGGCCUCGGGCGCGCAGGCUCCGCCGGGUACUCAGGACCCCAAAGCUCGAAACUGGAAGAAGUACAAGUUCAUCGUGCUGAACCAGAGUGCAAAGGAGGAGGAGGCCAGCCUGCGGGACCCUGGGUUGUGCUCACCUCAGCGCCUCGGUCUGCAGUCGUACCUGCAUCCCGGGGACUCCGAAAACCUUGAGUCACAAACCACAAGGAAGAGUAUGGAGGAUCAUCCUGUGCCGCAGACCAGCCGGCUUAACAACAUCAUAAGCAGUGCAUUGGAGGGGUCACUGAGAAAUGUCGAGGGUCACCCGUCACGCUACCUGAACCGCCUCAACUGCUCAUCGUGCGGCUCCCAGUCUCCGCAGCACUCCGAAGUCUGCCCAUCCAGGUCGCGACUGGCGGAGGACAUCGCCGAACUUCACUCGGAGUACUCCGACUCCAGCUGUGAAAAUGGCACCUUCUUCUGCAACGAAUGCGACUCAAAGUUCGCCGAAGAGGAAGCGCUCAAGCAGCACACGCUCCAAGUCCACAGCGACAAGCCGUACAAGUGCGACCGCUGCCAGGCCGCCUUCCGCUACAAGGGGAACCUCGCCAGCCACAAGACUGUCCACACCGGAGAGAAGCCGUAUCGCUGCAACAUCUGUGGUGCUCAGUUCAACAGACCUGCCAACCUCAAGACUCACACUCGCAUCCACUCAGGAGAGAAGCCAUACAAAUGCGAGACCUGCGGGGCUCGUUUCGUACAGGUUGCCCAUCUCCGCGCCCACGUCCUCAUCCACACGGGCGAGAAGCCAUACCCUUGCGAGAUCUGCGGGACACGCUUCCGUCACCUGCAGACGCUCAAGAGCCACCUGCGCAUCCACACGGGCGAGAAGCCCUACCAUUGUGAGAAAUGCAACUUGCACUUCCGCCACAAGAGUCAGCUACGACUGCACCUGCGGCAGAAGCACGGCGCCAUCACCAACACCAAGAUCCAGUACCGCGUGUCCGCCGCCGAUAUGCCCACCGACCUAACCAAGGCCUGUUGAGCCCGCCCUCGGGAGAGGCAUCGCUGUGAGGACAGAGGUCAUCUUGACCCGCCUCCCUUUGACGUGUACAAUCAUCCAAAAUGUUAGUGCCACACUGUGUUCAUUGGACAAAUCAAAUUGGCCCUUACGCCACACUUGUAAAACAAAUGAAAAACGGGUUUCCACUACAUGUGAACAGAGCCGCAGCCGGCGUCUUAGUCACUUUAUGGUUUCUAUAUGGAUAGAUCUAUAUAAGUAUGUAUGUACGUGUUUCUAAGCUUUGAAGGUACGCAUAUAAAGCUUUAUUUUGUCGAAGGACGGAAUGUAAAAAAAUUGUGAUUUUUAAGGAGAAAAAAAAAAACAGUAUUUUAUAUCACAGAACUUACUUUUCUGAGAAUAUUGACUGACAGGUGGUACGUAUAUUUUAAAAAUAACACGUGUACAGAGUCGUCUAUACGUUUUUAAGUGGAAAAAUGAGAAGAGGAAUUGGGUUUUGUCCGUAAAAAAAUAAUUUAAAAAAACAUAUCAGAGAAGCGCUGCUGUCUGACUGCUUAUGCAUGAGCUGCUCCCUUGAGGGCGCCUGUACUAUAAACAUUGUGAUAUACUAUUGUGUAUUUAUACAUAUCUGUGGGAUUGUCCUCUGCUGGCAGAGCCAAUCGUGGAUGUUGAAUUGCAUUUCGAGGUUUGUUAUGACUGAGAAAAUAUUUUGCUUCUAAUGUAUUUGUAUAGAUGUGUUUUUUGUUGUUUUUCUUUUUUGGACGUUUUACAGUUCUGGUCAUUGUUAUCUAUCCUGGCGUACAGUUGUGUAAUUGUUGCUUUGUACAUACACUGUGGAUUCAAUGUGCCUUUUCUCCAUGGCGACAGAAUUCCUCUUCAGCUCUGUUAAGGUACAACACCCUCCCUUCCGUGUGUAUGAAUGUGUGUGUGUGUGUGUAUUUUUUUCAAUGCCCGUCACCAACCUGAAAAACAUGCAAAAUACUUCACUGUAAAUCUUCAGGACUUGUUUUUGGAUUGGCUUUUCUAACUGAAUUGAGACUAUUGUACAAUGUCCUUGAUGUAUGAAUGUAAAAUAAAGGUAAUGGAUUUCUAUGUAUCAACAUGAGCGGGAACGUCUUUAUUUGUGCAUCGAAUGCACAUGCCAAACGGAAUCAAUGCUCUUGGCUGCACACAGGAGGUGAAAAGGAAGUUAGGUAAGGCACAGAAACCUCAGUCGGUGAAGCGGUGCUCUCUUGUCAGGCAAUUUCAGUAUUUUCCCCAGUCAGUAAGCACAUUCAAUGAUUUGUGGCAGCCCGCAACAAAUAGACGUGUUGACAUUAAAGUGAUCCCUUGCCACUUUGCGCUUUAAAUUUUGCAGCUUCGCUUUGUUUUUUCAAAAAUAUAUGAAUAAAUAUAUGAAUAAAUCAUGCUGCUUAGUG
Messenger RNA from Dunckerocampus dactyliophorus (ringed pipefish), 4743 nucleotides. It is a transcript of the gene bcl6aa, whose product is annotated as BCL6A transcription repressor a. Lineage: Eukaryota; Metazoa; Chordata; Actinopteri; Syngnathiformes; Syngnathidae. Gene Ontology annotation, cellular component: nucleus. The record is from RefSeq and is a predicted model, not a curated record. The coding region runs from base 1163 to 3349 and encodes 728 amino acids. Gene Ontology annotation, molecular function: RNA polymerase II cis-regulatory region sequence-specific DNA binding; DNA-binding transcription factor activity, RNA polymerase II-specific; protein binding. Gene Ontology annotation, biological process: regulation of immune system process; regulation of cytokine production; negative regulation of transcription by RNA polymerase II. The transcript is spliced from 10 exons.